Molecule: messenger RNA, 1281 nt
Organism: Diaporthe amygdali
Lineage: Eukaryota; Fungi; Ascomycota; Sordariomycetes; Diaporthales; Diaporthaceae
Exons: 3
Coding region: 1-1281 (426 amino acids)
Source: RefSeq, a predicted model, not a curated record
AUGGCUUCCAUCUAUGCAUCUGCCCUUUUCACAAUUGUUGCUGCCGACGGUCUGAAUGCAGAGCAUGGCAUUUUGGGGAUCAGAGGCAUAUCCGCAGCCCGAGAGCUUCCACCCUCGUUGCAACUAACGUCGAAACUUCGUCUACAACUGCGAAAGUCGGUCAACAUACUUGCCAGCCCCUGGGGUGGCCGAGGCUGGACUCUGCAAGAACACAUCUUCUCCAGGAGGAAACUCGUCUUCGUCCAUGACUCUGUUCAAUGGAUAUGUCAAGAAUGCCGAUGUUUUGAAGACAUCUGCCAGGUCUCUCCGUCCAUCCGGAAGAUGAAAAGAAGAGAAUACGACAUGGAGCAGGAACUUGAAAGUCUUGGGGAUCUCGCGCUCGAAUAUCCAAUGAUAUCUGAGUUGGAGGGGCUUUUGCAUGAUUAUAGUACCAGACAUCUUACCUACCAAGGCGAUGUCCUCAAUGCCGUUGGUGCAGUCUUCACGGCUCAUCGUAAGGCUUUCCCUCAUGGAUUUCUCCUUGGCUUGCCGAUAGAUUUCCUCGACAUGGCGCUGUUGUGGUCUCACUCCUAUCGCCCAGCGAGGCGUCAGGCGCGCUUGCACUCUUCGCGGACUCAUUUCCCAAGCUGGACGUGGGCUGGCGCCCAUGCUUACAAACAAAACUUCAUGGGAAAGAAGACUGGGCUCCCACGUGGAUGGAAGUAUGAAGACGAAUCAUUCGGGCCAGUCUCUGAAAAAGACACCCGCUUAGCUGAGAGCAACUCGAGCAGCGGCUGGGCUCUCGCAACGCCUUACUAUUAUUCCUACGACGCUGCUCCUGGUGUCAAGUUUUGGCAUCCGGUACCAGUCUUCCUUGAGCCAUUAAGCACUACUAUGGUUCCUGCCAAUGCUCGGAUUCUAUGUGCGAAGACCCGAAGAGGCCGUCUUUGGGUGAUCAGUGCCAAGGAUCAUGCCGAUGGAAUCAAAGUCGAUACUGUGCUCACGAAUGAAAAGGGAGACUUGGUUGGCGAUUUGCGCAUCGACGAUCGGGAAGACAUCCAUCUUGUCAACGAACUCAAAUGUGAAGCCGAUCAAGCCGGCCUUCCUUGCGAGCUGGUUGCAAUUUCCAAAGGAAAUGAUUUCAUAGAGCCUAUGGAGCCUUUGAAGGAGACCUACACAUUUUACAACGUCCUGUGGAUAAAAUGGGAAGACGGCAUCGCGUAUCGAAGAGGCGUGGGUCGAGUCACAAAGGAGACAUGGGAAAGCAUGGAGCUGGAAGAUGUUGACUUAGUGCUAGGCUGA